Besnoitia besnoiti is the source of this 24573-nucleotide messenger RNA. RefSeq lists its product as uncharacterized. Lineage: Eukaryota; Apicomplexa; Conoidasida; Eucoccidiorida; Sarcocystidae. Bases 1 to 24573 code for a protein of 8190 amino acids. The transcript has 7 exons. The record is from RefSeq and is a predicted model, not a curated record.
AUGUGGCGGUUCAUGGCGUACCCUGCGAGCAAAAGUCCGGCGAUCAGAACGCAGACUCGUCUCGAUCAUCUGGGAAACGGAGUAGGACGUCGGAUGCUGCGCGAACCGAGGAGCUAUCCGGGCGUGCUGGUGCACCGAGAGCCGCUGGGGCUCCUCGAAGCAGCGACAAUGUCUUCAGCAGACUUCUUGCAUCUUAUUCCUCUUUGUCUCAAGAGGAAUACAUCAGCUAGUUAUGUGCGCUGCUCCCGGAGCCCCUCUUCUGGAGGGGACUCGGCGGAGCGCCCACGCGCUGCCAAUAUCGCCCCGGUUGAUGUUGUCCCUUCACUGUCCGGCACUGUGAAACUCGGUAGUCUGCACGGCAGGAGAGAAAGUAGCCCCCCAGCGCGUCAAGACUCGCAUCAGAACCUGAUUCUCCAGCGCGCGCCCACGUCCCAUCGGACAGGACGCUCCCUGCCUGGAUCUGCGCUUGAAUCUCUUGAACGGCAAACUGGCAUGUCUCCAUUCUCUUGCGGUGGGCGGUCUGCCGAUAAAUCAGACGACGUGCCGGCACUCAAAGGCGAGUAUCAAUCUUUGACAAUUUCGCCGUCGUCGAUGCAAGGUUCGGCGAGACGGCUGACCGAUCUCACUCAGCGUAUACGACAACAUUCAGGAGAUACAAGUGGAAGACGAUGGUACAGGGGACCUGAAAGAGCAUCUAGUCUUGAUGAGCCGGCUUGUAGAGACUCUCGGCGGAGGCCGGCUUCGCCGUCGGAAUCAGUGUCAUCUGCCGCCUUUUCGGCGUGUUCUGUGGCGGCGGAUGGCGCGCGAAUACCGGCAGACGCUUCUUCUGUCCCUCCGUUGAAUUUGUUUUGGCUCGGUGAAGGCACACACGCUAAAGGGUCUCCCGCUGGUACCGCCAUGAAUCCUGAAGACAAGAAGGCUGAUAUUUAUCGAGCACUGCUUGACUCUGAUGAAGAGGAAUCUAUCCGAGUAGCAACAAAACGUCUUAAAGCUGAAACAGCAGUUGCUGCAUCGUCUUCUUCGCAGUCGAUUUCUGGAUGUGUGAGCUCGCGGAGUGUACGCGAAGAACGCCCAGGUAGACAAUCACCACGAAGUGUCGCUGUCGGCCAGUUUGCUGUCUUGUCUGACAUCGUUAGUAAUAGAAAAAAACGCGUGCCAUUUCCUGGUGAUGAAGAGCCGUCCCGGCAGCCGCAGCUGCCGUCGACUGAUGACUGUCAAAUAGGACUGCGCGAUUUACAAGUGUCGAGAGCGGAAGGAGUGAUGCGGGGUGAGCAGGAUCAUGCAUCCUUUGGCGCACGCGCUGGCGCAUGGGCGACGGAGGCUGAUAUAGAGGACGGCCCCGAUGCUGCGCUGUCGUCGCGCUUCCACCACUUUGACCAGUUUCAUGAACGCGUCCAGAGCAUCCGCGAUCAUCUUGCGGCCUUGGAAGGUGUUAUCGUGCGGUGUCGAUCAACUGAAGCAACUACACUGGAUGCGCCCUCGCCGUUGCACUGUAUGUCGGAAUUGAAGUACUCUGUCGAGUGUCCCAUACUACCCCGCAGUCGGACUGCCGACGAUUCGCCGCACUUUCUCGCAUUGCUUCCUCCUACGUCCAGCAACGGCGGAGGUAUCCCGGCGGGCACGGUGCCCCUGACGACCAAGCACAGAACCUCGACUCACGCCAACAGGCGCACACAAACCCCGCUCACCAGACGAAGCCGACACCUCCACCCUGCCUCCACCCAAGACCUCAACUUACGCGUCCUGACAUCUGCCUCCGCCUGCCAUGACCGCCAUCAAGAAGCCAGCAAAGAAGAUGUGUCUGCGACGACAACACGGGCUGAAACAAAGGCAGCGCCCGAGGCUGCGGCGGGCCCGGAGGCUGCGGACGGUGCGAGGGAGAGCGCGCGCUCUGAGCCCAACGCUGCGGCGACAGCGCCUUGUGACGAGAGCGCAAAGGCCGUGGUGUUUGGACCGAUGACGGACGCUGAGGCGAGGGCAGCGUUCGAGGCUGCGGAGGGCGGGAGGGCGGGCCCGGAGGCUGCGGCCGGCGCCACGGGUGCGUCGGAAGCUGGUGAUGGCGCGGAGGAGAGCGCGCGCUCUGAGCCCAACGCUGAGGCGACAGCGCGUGAUGGGGUGGAGGAGUGUUCGCGGUCUGAGCCCAACGCUGAGGCGGCAGCGCGUUGUGACGAGAGCGCAAGGGCAGUGGAGUUUGGACCGAUGACGGACGCUGAGGCGAGGGCAGCGCCCACGGCUGCGGAGGGCGGGAGGGCGGGCCCGGAGGCUGCGGCCGGCGCCACGGGUGCGUCGGAAGCUGGUGAUGGCGCGGAGGAGAGUGCGCGUUCUGAGCCCAACGCAGAGGCGAAAGCGCAUGAUGGCGCGGAGGAGUGUUCGCCGUCUGAGCCCAAUGCUGCGGCGACAGCGCCUUGUGACGAGAGCGCAAAGGCCGUGGUGUUUGGACCGAUGACGGAGGCUGAGGCGAGGGCAGCGCCCACGGCUGCGGAGGGCGGGAGGGCGGGCCCGGAGGCUGCGGCCGGCGCCACGGGUGCGUCGGACGCUGGUGAUGGCGCGGAGGAGAGUGCGCGUGCUGAGCCCAAAGCAGAGGCGAAAGCGCAUGAUGGCGCGGAGGAGUGUUCGCGGUCUGAGCCCAACGCUGAGGCGACAGCGCGUUGUGACGAGAGCGCAAGGGCAGUGGAGUUUGGACCGAUGACCGAGGCUGAGGCGAGGGCAGCGUUCGAGGCUGCGGAGGGCGGGAGGGCGGGCCCGGAGGCUGCGGACGGUGCGAGGGAGAGUGCGCGUUCUGAGCCCAACGCAGAGGCGAAAGCGCAUGAUGGCGCGGAGGAGUGUUCGCCGUCUGAGCCCAAUGCUGCGGCGACAGCGCCUUGUGACGAGAGCGCAAAGGCCGUGGUGUUUGGACCGAUGACGGAGGCUGAGGCGAGGGCAGCGCCCACGGCUGCGGAGGGCGGGAGGGCGGGCCCGGAGGCUGCGGCCGGCGCCACGGGUGCGUCGGACGCUGGUGAUGGCGCGGAGGAGAGUGCGCGUGCUGAGCCCAAAGCAGAGGCGAAAGCGCAUGAUGGCGCGGAGGAGUGUUCGCGGUCUGAGCCCAACGCUGAGGCGACAGCGCGUUGUGACGAGAGCGCAAGGGCAGUGGAGUUUGGACCGAUGACCGAGGCUGAGGCGAGGGCAGCGUUCGAGGCUGCGGAGGGCGGGAGGGCGGGCCCGGAGGCUGCGGACGGUGCGAGGGAGAGUGCGCGUUCUGAGCCCAACGCAGAGGCGAAAGCGCAUGAUGGCGCGGAGGAGUGUUCGCCGUCUGAGCCCAAUGCUGCGGCGACAGCGCCUUGUGACGAGAGCGCAAGGGCAGUGGAGUUUGGACCGAUGACCGAGGCUGAGGCGAGGGCAGCGGCCUCGGCUGCGGAGGGCGGGAGGGCGGGCCCGGAGGCUGCGGAGGGCGCGAGGGCGGGCCCGGAGGCUGCGGACGGUGCGAGGGAGAGGGCGCGUUCUGAGCCCAACGCAGAGGCGAAAGCGCAUGAUGGCGCGGAGGAGUGUUCGCGGUCUGAGCCCAACGUUGAGGCGACAGCGCGUUGUGACGAGAGCGCAAGGGCAGUGGAGUUUGGAACGAUGACGGAGGCUGAGGCGAGGGCAGCGCUCGAGGCUGCGGAGGGCGGGAGGGCGGGCCCGGAGGCUGCGGCCGGCGCCACGGGUGCGUCGGAAGCUGGUGAUGGCGCGGAGGAGAGUGCGCGUUCUGAGCCCAACGCAGAGGCGAAAGCGCAUGAUGGCGCGGAGGAGUGUUCGCGUUCUGAGCCCAACGCUGAAGCGGCAGCGCGUUGUGACGAGAGCGCAAGGGCAGUGGAGUUUGGACCGAUGACGGACGCUGAGGCGAGGGCAGCGCCCACGGCUGCGGAGGGCGGGAGGGCGGGCCCGGAGGCUGCGGCCGGCGCCACGGGUGCGUCGGAAGCUGGUGAUGGCGCGGAGGAGAGUGCGCGUGCUGAGCCCAAAGCAGAGGCGAAAGCGAAUGAUGGCGCGGAGGAGUGUUCGCGGUCUGAGCCCAACGCUGAGGCGAGAGCGCGUUGUGACGAGAGCGCAAGGGCAGUGGAGUUUGGACCGAUGACCGAGGCUGAGGCGAGGGCAGCGGCCUCGGCUGCGGAGGGCGGGAGGGCGGGCCCGGAGGCUGCGGACGGUGCGAGGGAGAGUGCGCGUUCUGAGCCCAACGCAGAGGCGAAAGCGCAUGAUGGCGCGGAGGAGUGUUCGCGGUCUGAGCCCAACGCUGAGGCGACAGCGCGUUGUGACGAAAGCGCAAGGGCAGUGGUGUUUGGACCGAUGACCGAGGCUGAGGCGAGGGCAGCUCUCGAGGCUGCGGAGGGCGCGAGGGCGGGCCCGGAGGCUGCGGCCGGCGCCACGAGUGCGUCGGAAGCUGGUGAUGGCGCGGAGGAGAGUGCGCGGUCUGAGCCCAACGUUGAGGCGACAGCGCUUUGUGACGAGAGCGCAAGGGCAGUGGAGUUUGGACCGAUGACGGAGGCUGAGGCGAGGGCAGCGGCCUCGGCUGCGGAGGGCGGGAGGGCGGGCCCGGAGGCUGCGGACGGUGCGAGGGAGAGUGCGCGUUCUGAGCCCAACGCAGAGGCGAAAGCGCAUGAUGGCACGGAGGAGUGUUCGCGUUCUGAGCCCAACGCUGAGGCGGCAGGGCGUUGUGACGAGCUCGCCAAGGCCGUGGCGUUUGGACCGAUGACCGAGGCUGAGGCGAGGGCAGCUCUCGAGGCUGCGGAGGGCGGGAGGGCGGGCCCGGAGGCUGCGGCCGGCGCCACGAGUGCGUCGGAAGCUGGUGAUGGCGCGGAGGAGAGUGCGCGUUCUGAGCCCAACGCAGAGGCGACAGCGCUUUGUGACGAGAGCGCAAGGGCAGUGGAGUUUGGACCGAUGACGGAGGCUGAGGCGAGGGCAGCUCUCGAGGCUGCGGAGGGCGCGAGGGCGGGCCCGGAGGCUGCGGCCGGCGCCACGAGUGCGUCGGAAGCUGGUGAUGGCGCGGAGGAGAGUGCGCGUUCUGAGCCCAACGUUGAGGCGACAGCGCCUUGUGACGAGAGCGCAAGGGCAGUGGAGUUUGGACCGAUGACGGAGGCUGAGGCGAGGGCAGCGGCCUCGGCUGCGGAGGGCGCGAGGGCGGGCCCGGAGGCUGCGGACGGUGCGAGGGAGAGCGCGCACUCUGAGCCCAAUGCUGCGGCGGCAGCGCCUUGUGACGAGAGCGCAAGGGCCGUGGCGUUUGGACGGAUGAACGAGGCUGAGGCGAGGGCAGUGCCCGAGGCUGCGGAGGGCGCGAGGGCGGGCCCGGAGGCUGCGGACGGUGCGAGUGAGAGCGCGCACUCUGAGCCCAAUGCUGAGGCGGCAGCGCUUUGUGACGAGAGCGCAAGGGCCGUGGCGUUUGGACGGAUGAACGAGCCUGAGGCGAGGGCAGUGCCCGAGGCUGCGGAGGGCGCGAGGGCGGGCCCGGAGGCUGCGGACGGUGCGAGGGAGAGUGCGCGUUCUGAGCCCAACGCAGAGGCGAAAGCGCAUGAUGGCGCGGAGGAGUGUUCGCGGUCUGAGCCCAACGUUGAGGCGACAGCGCUUUGUGACGAGAGCGCAAGGGCAGUGGAGUUUGGACCGAUGACGGAGGCUGAGGCGAGGGCAGCUCUCGAGGCUGCGGAGGGCGGGAGGGCGGGCCCGGAGGCUGCGGCCGGCGCCACGAGUGCGUCGGAAGCUGGUGAUGGCGCGGAGGAGAGUGCGCGGUCUGAGCCCAACGUUGAGGCGACAGCGCUUUGUGACGAGAGCGCAAGGGCAGUGGAGUUUGGACCGAUGACGGAGGCUGAGGCGAGGGCAGCGUUCGAGGCUGCGGAGGGGGUGCGGGCGGCGCGGGAGGCUGCGUUCGGCGCCUGGGGUGCGUCGCAAGCUGGUGAUGGCGCGGAGGAGAGUGCGCGGUCUGAGCCCAACGUUGAGGCGACAGCGCUUUGUGACGAGAGCGCAAGGGCCGUGGCGUUUGGACGGAUAAACGAGGCUGAGGCGAGGGCAGUGCCCGAGGCUGCGGAGGGCGGGAGGGCGGGCCCGGAGGCUGCGGACGGUGCGAGGGAGAGUGCGCGUUCUGAGCCCAACGCAGAGGCGAAAGCGCAUGAUGGCGCGGAGGAGUGUUCGCGUUCUGAGCCCAACGCUGAGGCGGCAGGGCGUUGUGACGAGCUCGCCAAGGCCGUGGCGCUUGGACCGAUGACCGAGGCUGAGGCGAGGGCAGCUCUCGAGGCUGCGGAGGGCGGGAGGGCGGGCCCGGAGGCUGCGGACGGUGCGAGUGACAGCGCGCGUUCUGAGCCCAACGCAGAGGCGACAGCGCUUUGUGACGAGAGCGCAAGGGCAGUGGAGUUUGGACUGAUGACGGAGGCUGAGGCGAGGGCAGCGGCCUCGGCUGCGGAGGGCGGGAGGGCGGGCCCGGAGGCUGCGGACGGUGCGAGGGAGAGUGCGCGUUCUGAGCCCAACGCAGAGGCGAAAGCGCAUGAUGGCGCGGAGGAGUGUUCGCGUUCUGAGCCCAACGCUGAGGCGGCAGGGCGUUGUGACGAGCUCGCCAAGGCCGUGGCGUUUGGACCGAUGACCGAGGCUGAGGCGAGGGCAGCUCUCGAGGCUGCGGAGGGCGCGAGGGCGGGCCCGGAGGCUGCGGCCGGCGCCACGAGUGCGUCGGAAGCUGGUGAUGGCGCGGAGGAGAGUGCGCGUUCUGAGCCCAACGCAGAGGCGACAGCGCUUUGUGACGAGAGCGCAAGGGCAGUGGAGUUUGGACCGAUGACGGAGGCUGAGGCGAGGGCAGCUCUCGAGGCUGCGGAGGGCGCGAGGGCGGGCCCGGAGGCUGCGGCCGGCGCCACGGGUGCGUCGGAAGCUGGUGAUGGCGCGGAGGAGAGUGCGCGUUCUGAGCCCAACGUUGAGGCGACAGCGCUUUGUGACGAGAGCGCAAGGGCAGUGGAGUUUGGACCGAUGACGGAGGCUGAGGCGAGGGCAGCGGCCUCGGCUGCGGAGGGCGCGAGGGCGGGCCCGGAGGCUGCGGACGGUGCGAGGGAGAGUGCGCGUUCUGAGCCCAACGCAGAGGCGAAAGCGCAUGAUGGCACGGAGGAGUGUUCGCGGUCUGAGCCCAACGUUGAGGCGACAGCGCUUUGUGACGAGAGCGCAAGGGCAGUGGAGUUUGGACCGAUGACGGAGGCUGAGGCGAGGGCAGCUCUCGAGGCUGCGGAGGGCGCGAGGGCGGGCCCGGAGGCUGCGGCCGGCGCCACGAUUGCGUCGGAAGCUGGUGAUGGCGCGGAGGAGAGUGCGCGUUCUGAGCCCAACGCUGAGGCGACAGCGCUUUGUGACGAGAGCGCAAGGGCAGUGGAGUUUGGACCGAUGACGGAGGCUGAGGCGAGGGCAGCGCCCGAGGCUGCGGAGGGCGCGAGGGCGGGCCCGGAGGCUGCGGACGGUGCGAGUGAGAGCGCGCGUUCUGAGCCCAACGCAGAGGCGAAAGCGCAUGAUGGCACGGAGGAGUGUUCGCGGUCUGAGCCCAACGUUGAGGCGACAGCGCUUUGUGACGAGAGCGCAAGGGCCGUGGCGUUUGGACGGAUGAACGAGGCUGAGGCGAGGGCAGUGCCCGAGGCUGCGGACGGCGCGAGGGCGGGCCCGGAGGCUGCGGCCGGCGCCACGGGUGCGUCGGAAGCUGGUGAUGGCGCGGAGGAGAGUGCGCGUUCUGAGCCCAACGUUGAGGCGACAGCGCUUUGUGACGAGAGCGCAAGGGCAGUGGAGUUUGGACCGAUGACGGAGGCUGAGGCGAGGGCAGCGGCCUCGGCUGCGGAGGGCGGGAGGGCGGGCCCGGAGGCUGCGGACGGUGCGAGGGAGAGUGCGCGUUCUGAGCCCAACGCAGAGGCGAAAGCGCAUGAUGGCGCGGAGGAGUGUUCGCGUUCUGAGCCCAACGCUGAGGCGGCAGGGCGUUGUGACGAGCUCGCCAAGGCCGUGGCGUUUGGACCGAUGACCGAGGCUGAGGCGAGGGCAGCUCUCGACGCUGCGGAGGGCGCGGGGGCGGGCCCGGGGGCUGCGGCCGGCGCCACGAGUGCGUCGGAAGCUGGUGAUGGCGCGGAGGAGAGUGCGCGUUCUGAGCCCAACGCAGAGGCGAAAGCGCAUGAUGGCGCGGAGGAGUGUUCGCGUUCUGAGCCCAACGCUGAGGCGACAGCGCGUUGUGACGAGAGCGCAAGGGUAGUGGUGUUUGGACCGAUGACGGCGGCUGAGGCGAGGGCAGCGCCCGAGGCUGCGGAGGGCGCGAGGGCGGGCCCGGAGGCUGCGGACGGUGCGAGUGAGUGCGCGCACUCUGAGCCCAAUGCUGAGGCGACAGCGCGUUGUGACGUGAGUGCAAGGGCAGUGGAGUUUGGACCGAUGACGGAGGCUGAGGCGAGGGCAGCUCUCGAGGCUGCGGAGGGCGCGAGGGCGGGCCCGGAGGCUGCGGAGGGCGCGAGGGCGGGCCCGGAGGCUGCGGCCGGCGCCACGGGUGCGUCGGAAGCUGGUGAUGGCGCGGAGGAGAGCGCGCGUUCUGAGCCCAACGUUGAGGCGACAGCGCUUUGUGACGAGAGCGCAAGGGCAGUGGAGUUUGGACCGAUGACGGAGGCUGAGGCGAGGGCAGCGGUUUCGGCUGCGGAGGGCGGGAGGGCGGGCCCGGAGGCUGCGGACGGUGCGAGGGAGAGUGCGCGUUCUGAGCCCAACGCAGAGGCGAAAGCGCAUGAUGGCGCGGAGGAGUGUUCGCGUUCUGAGCCCAACGCUGAGGCGGCAGGGCGUUGUGACGAGCUCGCCAAGGCCGUGGCGUUUGGACCGAUGACCGAGGCUGAGGCGAGGGCAGCUCUCGAGGCUGCGGAGGGCGCGAGGGCGGGCCCGGAGGCUGCGGCCGGCGCCACGAGUGCGUCGGAAGCUGGUGAUGGCGCGGAGGAGAGUGCGCGUUCUGAGCCCAACGCAGAGGCGACAGCGCUUUGUGACGAGAGCGCAAGGGCAGUGGAGUUUGGACCGAUGACGGAGGCUGAGGCGAGGGCAGCUCUCGAGGCUGCGGAGGGCGCGAGGGCGGGCCCGGAGGCUGCGGCCGGCGCCACGGGUGCGUCGGAAGCUGGUGAUGGCGCGGAGGAGAGUGCGCGUUCUGAGCCCAACGUUGAGGCGACAGCGCUUUGUGACGAGAGCGCAAGGGCAGUGGAGUUUGGACCGAUGACGGAGGCUGAGGCGAGGGCAGCGGCCUCGGCUGCGGAGGGCGGGAGGGCGGGCCCGGAGGCUGCGGACGGUGCGAGGGAGAGUGCGCGUUCUGAGCCCAACGCAGAGGCGAAAGCGCAUGAUGGCACGGAGGAGUGUUCGCGGUCUGAGCCCAACGUUGAGGCGACAGCGCUUUGUGACGAGAGCGCAAGGGCAGUGGAGUUUGGACCGAUGACGGAGGCUGAGGCGAGGGCAGCUCUCGAGGCUGCGGAGGGCGCGAGGGCGGGCCCGGAGGCUGCGGCCGGCGCCACGAGUGCGUCGGAAGCUGGUGAUGGCGCGGAGGAGAGUGCGCGUUCUGAGCCCAACGCAGAGGCGAAAGCGCAUGAUGGCACGGAGGAGUGUUCGCGGUCUGAGCCCAACGUUGAGGCGACAGCGCUUUGUGACGAGAGCGCAAGGGCAGUGGAGUUUGGACCGAUGACGGAGGCUGAGGCGAGGGCAGCUCUCGAGGCUGCGGAGGGCGCGAGGGCGGGCCCGGAGGCUGCGGCCGGCGCCACGAGUGCGUCGGAAGCUGGUGAUGGCGCGGAGGACAGUGCGCGUUCUGAGCCCAACGCAGAGGCGAAAGCGCUUUGUGACGAGAGCGCAAGGGCAGUGGAGUUUGGACCGAUGACGGAGGCUGAGGCGAGGGCAGCGCCCGAGGCUGCGGAGGGCGCGAGGGCGGGCCCGGAGGCUGCGGACGGUGCGAGUGAGAGCGCGCGUUCUGAGCCCAACGCAGAGGCGAAAGCACAUGAUGGCGCGGAGGAGAGUGCGCGUUCUGAGCCCAACGUUGAGGCGGCAGGGCGUUGUGACGAGCUCGCCAAGGCCGUGGCGUUUGGACCGAUGACCGAGGCUGAGGCGAGGGCAGCUCUCGAGGCUGCGGAGGGCGCGAGGGCGGGCCCGGAGGCUGCGGCCGGCGCCACGAGUGCGUCGGAAGCUGGUGAUGGCGCGGAGGAGAGUGCGCGUUCUGAGCCCAACGCAGAGGCGACAGCGCUUUGUGACGAGAGCGCAAGGGCAGUGGAGUUUGGACCGAUGACGGAGGCUGAGGCGAGGGCAGCUCUCGAGGCUGCGGAGGGCGCGAGGGCGGGCCCGGAGGCUGCGGCCGGCGCCACGGGUGCGUCGGAAGCUGGUGAUGGCGCGGAGGAGAGUGCGCGUUCUGAGCCCAACGUUGAGGCGACAGCGCUUUGUGACGAGAGCGCAAGGGCAGUGGAGUUUGGACCGAUGACGGAGGCUGAGGCGAGGGCAGCGGCCUCGGCUGCGGAGGGCGCGAGGGCGGGCCCGGAGGCUGCGGACGGUGCGAGGGAGAGUGCGCGUUCUGAGCCCAACGCAGAGGCGAAAGCGCAUGAUGGCACGGAGGAGUGUUCGCGGUCUGAGCCCAACGUUGAGGCGACAGCGCUUUGUGACGAGAGCGCAAGGGCAGUGGAGUUUGGACCGAUGACGGAGGCUGAGGCGAGGGCAGCUCUCGAGGCUGCGGAGGGCGCGAGGGCGGGCCCGGAGGCUGCGGCCGGCGCCACGAUUGCGUCGGAAGCUGGUGAUGGCGCGGAGGAGAGUGCGCGUUCUGAGCCCAACGCUGAGGCGACAGCGCUUUGUGACGAGAGCGCAAGGGCAGUGGAGUUUGGACCGAUGACGGAGGCUGAGGCGAGGGCAGCGCCCGAGGCUGCGGAGGGCGCGAGGGCGGGCCCGGAGGCUGCGGACGGUGCGAGUGAGAGCGCGCGUUCUGAGCCCAACGCAGAGGCGAAAGCGCAUGAUGGCGCGGAGGAGAGUGCGCGUUCUGAGCCCAACGUUGAGGCGACAGCGCCUUGUGACGAGAGCGCAAGGGCCGUGGCGUUUGGACGGAUGAACGAGGCUGAGGCGAGGGCAGUGCCCGAGGCUGCGGACGGCGCGAGGGCGGGCCCGGAGGCUGCGGACGGUGCGAGGGAGAGUGCGCGUUCUGAGCCCAACGCAGAGGCGAAAGCGCAUGAUGGCACGGAGGAGUGUUCGCGGUCUGAGCCCAACGUUGAGGCGACAGCGCGUUGUGACGAGAGCGCAAGGGCAGUGGAGUUUGGACCGAUGACGGAGGCUGAGGCGAGGGCAGCUCUCGAGGCUGCGGAGGGCGCGAGGGCGGGCCCGGAGGCUGCGGCCGGCGCCACGAGUGCGUCGGAAGCUGGUGAUGGCGCGGAGGAGAGUGCGCGUUCUGAGCCCAACGCAGAGGCGAAAGCGCAUGAUGGCACGGAGGAGUGUUCGCGGUCUGAGCCCAACGUUGAGGCGACAGCGCUUUGUGACGAGAGCGCAAGGGCAGUGGAGUUUGGACCGAUGACGGAGGCUGAGGCGAGGGCAGCUCUCGAGGCUGCGGAGGGCGCGAGGGCGGGCCCGGAGGCUGCGGCCGGCGCCACGAGUGCGUCGGAAGCUGGUGAUGGCGCGGAGGACAGUGCGCGUUCUGAGCCCAACGCAGAGGCGAAAGCGCAUGAUGGCGCGGAGGAGUGUUCGCGUUCUGAGCCCAACGCUGAGGCGACAGCGCGUUGUGACGAGAGCGCAAGGGCAGUGGUGUUUGGACCGAUGACGGCGGCUGAGGCGAGGGCAGCGCCCGAGGCUGCGGAGGGCGCGAGGGCGGGCCCGGAGGCUGCGGACGGUGCGAGUGAGAGCGCGCACUCUGAGCCCAAUGCUGAGGCGGCAGCGCUUUGUGACGGGAGCGCAAGGGCAGUGGAGUUUGGACCGAUGACGGAGGCUGAGGCGAGGGCAGUGCCCGAGGCUGCGGACGGCGCGAGGGCGGGCCCGGAGGCUGCGGACGGUGCGAGGGAGAGUGCGCGUUCUGAGCCCAACGCAGAGGCGAAAGCGCAUGAUGGCACGGAGGAGUGUUCGCGGUCUGAGCCCAACGUUGAGGCGACAGCGCGUUGUGACGAGAGCGCAAGGGCAGUGGUGUUUGGACCGAUGACGGAGGCUGAGGCGAGGGCAGCUCUCGAGGCUGCGGAGGGCGGGAGGGCGGGCCCGGAGGCUGCGGCCGGCGCCACGAGUGCGUCGGAAGCUGGUGAUGGCGCGGAGGAGAGUGCGCGUUCUGAGCCCAACGCAGAGGCGAAAGCGCAUGAUGGCGCGGAGGAGUGUUCGCGUUCUGAGCCCAACGCUGAGGCGACAGCGCGUUGUGACGAGAGCGCAAGGGUAGUGGUGUUUGGACCGAUGACGGCGGCUGAGGCGAGGGCAGCGCCCGAGGCUGCGGAGGGCGCGAGGGCGGGCCCGGAGGCUGCGGACGGUGCGAUGGAGUUUGGACCGAUGACGGAGGCUGAGGCGAGGGCAGCUCUCGAGGCUGCGGAGGGCGCGAGGGCGGGCCCGGAGGCUGCGGAGGGCGCGAGGGCGGGCCCGGAGGCUGCGGCCGGCGCCACGGGUGCGUCGGAAGCUGGUGAUGGCGCGGAGGAGAGCGCGCGUUCUGAGCCCAACGUUGAGGCGACAGCGCGUUGUGACGAGAGCGCAAGGGCAGUGGAGUUUGGACCGAUGACGGAGGCUGAGGCGAGGGCAGCGGCCUCGGCUGCGGAGGGCGGGAGGGCGGGCCCGGAGGCUGCGGACGGUGCGAGGGAGAGUGCGCGUUCUGAGCCCAACGCAGAGGCGAAAGCGCAUGAUGGCGCGGAGGAGUGUUCGCGUUCUGAGCCCAACGCUGAGGCGGCAGGGCGUUGUGACGAGCUCGCCAAGGCCGUGGCGUUUGGACCGAUGACGGAGGCUGAGGCGAGGGCGGCUCUCGAGGCUGCGGAGGGCGCGAGGGCGGGCCCGGAGGCUGCGGAGGGCGCGAGGGCGGGCCCGGAGGCUGCGGCCGGCGCCACGGGUGCGUCGGAAGCUGGUGAUGGCGCGGAGGAGAGCGCGCGUUCUGAGCCCAACGUUGAGGCGACAGCGCGUUGUGACGAGAGCGCAAGGGCAGUGGAGUUUGGACCGAUGACGGAGGCUGAGGCGAGGGCAGCGGCCUCGGCUGCGGAGGGCGGGAGGGCGGGCCCGGAGGCUGCGGACGGUGCGAGGGAGAGUGCGCGUUCUGAGCCCAACGCAGAGGCGAAAGCGCAUGAUGGCGCGGAGGAGUGUUCGCGUUCUGAGCCCAACGCUGAGGCGGCAGGGCGUUGUGACGAGCUCGCCAAGGCCGUGGCGUUUGGACCGAUGACGGAGGCUGAGGCGAGGGCGGCUCUCGAGGCUGCGGAGGGCGCGAGGGCGGGCCCGGAGGCUGCGGCCGGCGCCACGGGUGCGUCGGAAGCUGGUGAUGGCGCGGAGGAGAGUGCGCGUUCUGAGCCCAACGUUGAGGCGACAGCGCUUUGUGACGAGAGCGCAAGGGCAGUGGAGUUUGGACCGAUGACGGAGGCUGAGGCGAGGGCAGCGGCCUCGGCUGCGGAGGGCGCGAGGGCGGGCCCGGAGGCUGCGGACGGUGCGAGGGAGAGUGCGCGUUCUGAGCCCAACGCAGAGGCGAAAGCGCAUGAUGGCACGGAGGAGUGUUCGCGGUCUGAGCCCAACGUUGAGGCGACAGCGCUUUGUGACGAGAGCGCAAGGGCAGUGGAGUUUGGACCGAUGACGGAGGCUGAGGCGAGGGCAGCUCUCGAGGCUGCGGAGGGCGCGAGGGCGGGCCCGGAGGCUGCGGCCGGCGCCACGAUUGCGUCGGAAGCUGGUGAUGGCGCGGAGGAGAGUGCGCGUUCUGAGCCCAACGCUGAGGCGACAGCGCUUUGUGACGAGAGCGCAAGGGCAGUGGAGUUUGGACCGAUGACGGAGGCUGAGGCGAGGGCAGCGCCCGAGGCUGCGGAGGGCGCGAGGGCGGGCCCGGAGGCUGCGGACGGUGCGAGUGAGAGCGCGCGUUCUGAGCCCAACGCAGAGGCGAAAGCACAUGAUGGCGCGGAGGAGUGUUCGCGGUCUGAGCCCAACGUUGAGGCGACAGCGCUUUGUGACGAGAGCGCAAGGGCAGUGGAGUUUGGACCGAUGACGGAGGCUGAGGCGAGGGCAGCUCUCGAGGCUGCGGAGGGCGCGAGGGCGGGCCCGGAGGCUGCGGCCGGCGCCACGAUUGCGUCGGAAGCUGGUGAUGGCGCGGAGGAGAGUGCGCGUUCUGAGCCCAACGCUGAGGCGACAGCGCUUUGUGACGAGAGCGCAAGGGCAGUGGAGUUUGGACCGAUGACGGAGGCUGAGGCGAGGGCAGCGCCCGAGGCUGCGGAGGGCGCGAGGGCGGGCCCGGAGGCUGCGGACGGUGCGAGUGAGAGCGCGCGUUCUGAGCCUAACGCAGAGGCGAAAGCACAUGAUGGCGCGGAGGAGAGUGCGCGUUCUGAGCCCAACGUUGAGGCGACAGCGCCUUGUGACGAGAGCGCAAGGGCCGUGGCGUUUGGACGGAUGAACGAGGCUGAGGCGAGGGCAGUGCCCGAGGCUGCGGACGGCGCGAGGGCGGGCCCGGAGGCUGCGGACGGUGCGAGGGAGAGUGCGCGUUCUGAGCCCAACGCAGAGGCGAAAGCGCAUGAUGGCACGGAGGAGUGUUCGCGGUCUGAGCCCAACGUUGAGGCGACAGCGCGUUGUGACGAGAGCGCAAGGGCAGUGGAGUUUGGACCGAUGACGGAGGCUGAGGCGAGGGCAGCUCUCGAGGCUGCGGAGGGCGGGAGGGCGGGCCCGGAGGCUGCGGCCGGCGCCACGAGUGCGUCGGAAGCUGGUGAUGGCGCGGAGGAGAGUGCGCGUUCUGAGCCCAACGCAGAGGCGAAAGCGCAUGAUGGCACGGAGGAGUGUUCGCGGUCUGAGCCCAACGUUGAGGCGACAGCGCUUUGUGACGACAGCGCAAGGGCAGUGGAGUUUGGACCGAUGACGGAGGCUGAGGCGAGGGCAGCUCUCGAGGCUGCGGAGGGCGCGAGGGCGGGCCCGGAGGCUGCGGACGGUGCGAGGGAGAGUGCGCGUUCUGAGCCCAACGCAGAGGCGAAAGCGCAUGAUGGCACGGAGGAGUGUUCGCGGUCUGAGCCCAACGUUGAGGCGACAGCGCGUUGUGACGAGAGCGCAAGGGCAGUGGUGUUUGGACCGAUGACGGCGGCUGAGGCGAGGGCAGCGCCCGAGGCUGCGGAGGGCGCGAGGGCGGGCCCGGAGGCUGCGGACGGUGCGAGUGAGAGCGCGCACUCUGAGCCCAAUGCUGAGGCGGCAGCGCCUUGUGACGAGAGCGCAGGGGCCGUGGCGUUUGGACGGAUGAACGAGGCUGAGGCGAGGGCAGUGCCCGAGGCUGCGGACGGCGCGAGGGCGGGCCCGGAGGCUGCGGACGGUGCGAGGGAGAGUGCGCGUUCUGAGCCCAACGCAGAGGCGAAAGCGCAUGAUGGCACGGAGGAGUGUUCGCGGUCUGAGCCCAACGUUGAGGCGACAGCGCGUUGUGACGAGAGCGCAAGGGCAGUGGAGUUUGGACCGAUGACGGAGGCUGAGGCGAGGGCAGCUCUCGAGGCUGCGGAGGGCGCGAGGGCGGGCCCGGAGGCUGCGGACGGUGCGAGGGAGAGUGCGCGUUCUGAGCCCAACGCAGAGGCGAAAGCGCAUGAUGGCGCGGAGGAGAGUGCGCGUUCUGAGCCCAACGUUGAGGCGACAGCGCUUUGUGACGAGAGCGCAAGGGCAGUGGAGUUUGGACCGAUGACGGAGGCUGAGGCGAGGGCAGCGGCCUCGGCUGCGGAGGGCGGGAGGGCGGGCCCGGAGGCUGCGGACGGUGCGAGGGAGAGUGCGCGUUCUGAGCCCAACGCAGAGGCGAAAGCGCAUGAUGGCACGGAGGAGUGUUCGCGGUCUGAGCCCAACGUUGAGGCGACAGCGCGUUGUGACGAGAGCGCAAGGGCAGUGGAGUUUGGACCGAUGACGGAGGCUGAGGCGAGGGCAGCUCUCGAGGCUGCGGAGGGCGCGAGGGCGGGCCCGGAGGCUGCGGCCGGCGCCACGAGUGCGUCGGAAGCUGGUGAUGGCGCGGAGGAGAGUGCGCGUUCUGAGCCCAACGUUGAGGCGACAGCGCGUUGUGACGAGAGCGCAAGGGCAGUGGAGUUUGGACCGAUGACGGACGCUGAGGCGAGGGCAGCGUUCGAGUCUGGGGAGGGGGUGCGGGCGGCGCCGGAGGCUGCGUUCGGCGCCUGGGGUGCGUCGCAAGCUGGUGCUGGCGCGGAGGAGAGCGCGCGUUCUGAGCCCAAUGCUGAGGCGGCAGCGCUUUGUGACGAGAGCGCAAGGGCAGUGGAGUUUGGACCGAUGACGGAGGCUGAGGCGAGGGCAGCUCUCGAGGCUGCGGAGGGCGCGAGGGCGGGCCCGGAGGCUGCGGCCGGCGCCACGGGUGCGUCGGAAGCUGGUGAUGGCGCGGAGGAGAGUGCGCGUUCUGAGCCCAACGUUGAGGCGGCAGCGCGUUGUGACGAGAGCGCAAGGGCAGUGGAGUUUGGACCGAUGACGGACGCUGAGGCGAGGGCAGCGGCCUCGGCUGCGGGGGGCGGGAGGGCGGGCCCGGAAGCUGCGGGCGGUGCGAGGGAGAGCGCGCGUUCUGAACCCGACGUUGAGGCGACAGUGCUUUGUGACGAGAGCGGAAGGGCCGUGGCGUUUGGACCGACGACGGAGGCUGAGGCGAGGGCAGCGUUCGAGGCUGCGGAGGGGGUGCGGGCGGCGCCGGAGGCUGCGUCCGGCGCCUGGGGUGCGUCGCAAGCUGGUGAUUUCGCGGAGGAGAGUGCGCGUUCUGAGCCCAACGUUGAGGCGACAGCGCGUUGUGACGAGAGCGCAAGGGCAGUGGAGUUUGGACCGAUGACGGACGCUGAGGCGAGGGCAGCGUUCGAGGCUGCGGAGGGGGUGCGGGCGGCGCCGGAGGCUGCGUUCGGCGCCUGGGGUGCGUCGCAAGCUGGUGAUGGCGCGGAGGAGAGCGCGCGUUCUGAGCCCAACGUUGAGGCGACAGCGCGUUGUGACGAGAGCGCAAGGGCAGUGGAGUUUGGACCGAUGACGGAGGCUGAGGCGAGGGCAGCGGCCUCGGCUGCGGACGGCGGGAGGGCGGGCCCGGAGGCUGCGGAGGGCGGGAGGGCGGGCCCGGAGGCUGCGGACGGUGCGAGGGAGAGUGCGCGUUCUGAGCCCAACGCAGAGGCGAAAGCGCAUGAUGGCGCGGAGGAGUGUUCGCGUUCUGAGCCCAACGCUGAGGCGGCAGGGCGUUGUGACGAGCUCGCCAAGGCCGUGGCGUUUGGACCGAUGACCGAGGCUGAGGCGAGGGCAGCUCUCGAGGCUGCGGAGGGCGCGAGGGCGGGCCCGGGGGCCGCGGACGGUGCGAGGGAGAGUGCGCGUUCUGAGCCCAACAUUGAGGCGACAGCGCGUUGUGACGAGAGCGCAAGGGCAGUGGAGUUUGGACCGAUGACGGAGGCUGAGGCGAGGGCAGCGCCCGAGGCUGCGGAGGGCGCGAGGGCGGGCCCGGAGGCUGCGGCCGGUGCGAGGGAGAGUGCGCGUUCUGAGCCCAACGCAGAGGCGAAAGCGCAUGAUGGCACGGAGGAGUGUUCGCGGUCUGAGCCCAACGUUGAGGCGACAGCGCUUUGUGACGAGCUCGCCAAGGCCGUGGCGUUUGGACCGAUGACCGAGGCUGAGGCGAGGGCAGCUCUCGAGGCUGCGGAGGGCGCGAGGGCGGGCCCGGGGGCCGCGGACGGUGCGAGGGAGAGUGCGCGUUCUGAGCCCAACAUUGAGGCGACAGCGCGUUGUGACGAGAGCGCAAGGGCAGUGGAGUUUGGACCGAUGACGGAGGCUGAGGCGAGGGCAGCUCUCGAGGCUGCGGAGGGCGCGAGGGCGGGCCCGGAGGCUGCGGCCGGCGCCACGAGUGCGUCGGAAGCUGGUGAUGGCGCGGAGGAGAGUGCGCGUUCUGAGCCCAACGUUGAGGCGACAGCGCGUUGUGACGAGAGCGCAAGGGCAGUGGAGUUUGGACCGAUGACGGACGCUGAGGCGAGGGCAGCGUUCGAGUCUGGGGAGGGGGUGCGGGCGGCGCCGGAGGCUGCGUUCGGCGCCUGGGGUGCGUCGCAAGCUGGUGCUGGCGCGGAGGAGAGCGCGCGUUCUGAGCCCAAUGCUGAGGCGGCAGCGCUUUGUGACGAGAGCGCAAGGGCAGUGGAGUUUGGACCGAUGACGGAGGCUGAGGCGAGGGCAGCUCUCGAGGCUGCGGAGGGCGCGAGGGCGGGCCCGGAGGCUGCGGCCGGCGCCACGGGUGCGUCGGAAGCUGGUGAUGGCGCGGAGGAGAGUGCGCGUUCUGAGCCCAACGUUGAGGCGGCAGCGCGUUGUGACGAGAGCGCAAGGGCAGUGGAGUUUGGACCGAUGACGGACGCUGAGGCGAGGGCAGCGGCCUCGGCUGCGGGGGGCGGGAGGGCGGGCCCGGAAGCUGCGGGCGGUGCGAGGGAGAGCGCGCGUUCUGAACCCGACGUUGAGGCGACAGUGCUUUGUGACGAGAGCGGAAGGGCCGUGGCGUUUGGACCGACGACGGAGGCUGAGGCGAGGGCAGCGUUCGAGGCUGCGGAGGGGGUGCGGGCGGCGCCGGAGGCUGCGUCCGGCGCCUGGGGUGCGUCGCAAGCUGGUGAUUUCGCGGAGGAGAGUGCGCGUUCUGAGCCCAACGUUGAGGCGACAGCGCGUUGUGACGAGAGCGCAAGGGCAGUGGAGUUUGGACCGAUGACGGACGCUGAGGCGAGGGCAGCGUUCGAGGCUGCGGAGGGGGUGCGGGCGGCGCCGGAGGCUGCGUUCGGCGCCUGGGGUGCGUCGCAAGCUGGUGAUGGCGCGGAGGAGAGCGCGCGUUCUGAGCCCAACGUUGAGGCGACAGCGCGUUGUGACGAGAGCGCAAGGGCAGUGGAGUUUGGACCGAUGACGGAGGCUGAGGCGAGGGCAGCGGCCUCGGCUGCGGACGGCGGGAGGGCGGGCCCGGAGGCUGCGGAGGGCGGGAGGGCGGGCCCGGAGGCUGCGGACGGUGCGAGGGAGAGUGCGCGUUCUGAGCCCAACGCAGAGGCGAAAGCGCAUGAUGGCGCGGAGGAGUGUUCGCGUUCUGAGCCCAACGCUGAGGCGGCAGGGCGUUGUGACGAGCUCGCCAAGGCCGUGGCGUUUGGACCGAUGACCGAGGCUGAGGCGAGGGCAGCUCUCGAGGCUGCGGAGGGCGCGAGGGCGGGCCCGGGGGCCGCGGACGGUGCGAGGGAGAGUGCGCGUUCUGAGCCCAACAUUGAGGCGACAGCGCGUUGUGACGAGAGCGCAAGGGCAGUGGAGUUUGGACCGAUGACGGAGGCUGAGGCGAGGGCAGCGCCCGAGGCUGCGGAGGGCGCGAGGGCGGGCCCGGAGGCUGCGGCCGGUGCGAGGGAGAGUGCGCGUUCUGAGCCCAACGCAGAGGCGAAAGCGCAUGAUGGCACGGAGGAGUGUUCGCGGUCUGAGCCCAACGUUGAGGCGACAGCGCUUUGUGACGAGAGCGCAAGGGCAGUGGAGUUUGGACCGAUGACGGAGGCUGAGGCGAGGGCAGCUCUCGAGGCUGCGGAGGGCGCGAGGGCGGGCCCGGAGGCUGCGGAGGGCGCGAGGGCGGGCCCGGAGGCUGCGGCCGGCGCCACGAGUGCGUCGGAAGCUGGUGAUGGCGCGGAGGAGAGCGCGCGUUCUGAGCUCAAUGCUGAGGCGGCAGCGCUUUGUGACGAGAGCGCAAGGGCAGUGGAGUUUGGACCGAUGACGGAGGCUGAGGCGAGGGCAGCUCUCGAGGCUGCGGAGGGCGCGAGGGCGGGCCCGGAGGCUGCGGCCGGCGCCACGGGUGCGUCGGAAGCUGGUGAUGGCGCGGAGGAGAGUGCGCGUUCUGAGCCCAACGUUGAGGCGACAGCGCUUUGUGAUGAGAGCGCAAGGGCAGUGGAGUUUGGACCGAUGACGGAGGCUGAGGCGAGGGCAGCUCUCGAGGCUGCGGAGGGCGCGAGGGCGGGCCCGGAGGCUGCGGCCGGCGCCACGGGUGCGUCGGAAGCUGGUGAUGGCGCGGAGGAGAGUGCGCGUUCUGAGCCCAACGCAGAGGCGACAGCGCUUUGUGACGAGAGCGCAAGGGCAGUGGAGUUUGGACCGAUGUCGGAGGCUGAGGCGAGGGCAGCGCCCGAGGCUGCGGUGGGCGCGAGGGCGGCGUCAGAAGCUGUUGAUGGCGCGACGGACACAGCGUGGGUUGGAGGUGUGCGAUCCGUUCAGGAAUCAGCCGGGGACUUGUCGGGGGUAUCAUCCGAGGUAUUUCGUUGUUCGGCGCCUGAUGGUGAGGCAGGUCGAAGGGACGAGUCGUCUGUAUGCGAUUCCCCUCUUUUCUCGGUACGGCAUCUUCCCUCGCUCGGGGGUGCCCGCCGGCAUCCUGUGGUUCCCCCGCUUGAUUUAUACUGGCUCAACGGAGGCAGUUCACGUAUGCGCAUGAACGAAGGCAAGGGGGGCAAGAAGAGGGCAAGAUGCGGUAUUGCAAAUCCUUUCAGAAAGCAGGCGGGCCCAAGUAUCUCUGCGGUGACUGAAGUGCCGAAUACGCUUGCGCCUGACGACCCGGAGGGCAUUAAGGCAGGUAUUGUUGCCUCUCUUUUUGACGACGAUACAUCCGAAGUUGACAGCCUACCUCAGCUUCCCAACGCGGCUGCGUCCCCUGGGUCCAGCGAUCUUUCCGGGCGGCUUCACGGUGCCCAGAGUCCGAGUGCUAAAGCCAGCCUGGAGUCGACCCCGCCGCAGCCGUCUCCGCUUUCAGCACUCCAAGGAAGAAACAUUUCCGCUUCUGCGACGAGAGAAACAAAGAACGACUCCCGGUCGAAGCUGAGCGGAACGAUGGCGUUCUCCACGAUAAAGACGCUUCGUGAUGCCAACGUAGCGGCCACAUCGUCGAAUGUCACUCAACCCCCCCGCUUUCCUGUCUCUCGUGCUGACGAUUCUGGAGCCUCAUCAAGCGCUAGUCAGACUCAAGAGCUGUCCCUCGUGUGGAAAGGUGUUCCUGGCUCAGGCGGAAGGGGAUAUCCUGUCGUCUGCGACUAUAGCGGCGUCACUAAAUCGAUUCCCGCGCACUUUCAGAAUGACAUCUGCUCAAAAGGGGGCGGCGGCGCGCGUAACGCAGAGACCGUCGCUCGAGCCGUGAAUACAGCGUCUGAUGCCAAACAUGAGGUACUCCCCUGGCUGCCGUACCCGAAGCAGUCAACGCCGACUGAAGAGAUGCAGAAGCCAACUGGAGUGACAGCACAUGGUGAACGAGCUACCGUAGUUGCUAGUAGAAGCAGCGAAGAGCAAGGAGAAACGGAUCUGAGCAUGCGAGAGGAGGCGAAAAAUGAAGUGCCCUCUGCACGGCAAGUUCUAACAGCGGAAGAACUCUGCAGCCUCAAGCCAACCGGCGCGAGACCCCCUGAGACAGUUCCCACAAUUCACGACACUAGGGCGCUGGUGUGUGAUGAGGAGGCCUCCGGUGCUGGCAGUGCAGAGCCCGGCUAUCCCGCAGGUGAAGAGCAUAGGAGACGAAACGUGCCUAUUCGGAUGGAGAAGGAAGAGGGGACUGGCAGGAGUAACCUGGCGAGAGACAGAGCAGCUGGUCACGUUGGGGACAAGCAAACGGCGGAGAGAUGUGUGGCUUCGACCCUCAGGGGAGUAGAUGAUGACUUGUUAAAGGAAUCGCACCGCCCACCGACGCAGGGAGGCAGCGCACCUGAUGCAUUCCAGACGUUGACCUCCGAGGGAGUUGCUGACGCCUGCCACAGAUCGCCGAGCCGUACUGAACGACAGAGGGGAAGAGACCUCGGGCAGCAAAUCCGGCAGGAGGGUAAAGCUGAAGUGGAUCGAUCAGGCACCGCACAGGUGUCACAUCACUCUGGUUCUGCUUCUUCUCCGCGCCGGUGGCCCGAUCGCGCGAACGCUUCGGCCAGAGGUGAAGCUCCGGUGGGCAGCACAGCUCCAAGGCCAAUAGUGGAGCCUCUCCAUGAGGAGCGGACAGGUUUGCUUGCAAAGGAUACUGUUGAGGGCGAGUCACCGAGUUCGCAGCUUCUAAAUAAGCACCCUGGCAGCAGCUCCGCGCCGCGGACUGCGCUAGCCGAACUCACCGAACGUACAUCGGGCGCCGCCUCCCUCCGCAAGACUUUCGGAGGAAGGCCGCUCGGAGCCGGGCCUCAACUGGAGGCCGACAAGGACACCAAGUCUAGUAACAGCUGGAGAGAGUGCGGAGCUCUGCUGCCACCGCGCCAGGAGGAGGAGGAGACGUCAAACUUGUCUGAGUCCGUCGCAGAUGGGAAAAAAUCUGCAGCAGCUGUCACUCGUCCCGGAAUUUCUGCGGAAGUAAGGACCUCAGCGCCCGGCGACGCGAAACUUCAGGACCCUGUCAGGAAAGAUCGUCAGGUAGACUCAAAAACGGUGUUGAGUCGACAUACCUGCAGACACGGCCGACUCGCAGUCGGUCCGCCGGCCGCGCAAAUCGUCCGGAGUGAGCCCCUCCGACUCUCUGCUGCCGCGAGCGGGCAUGACAAGCGACGCGGUGGCACCUCGGCACGGACACGGGCGAUUCAGGAAUCUGAAAUAGGAGAGACACAAAAACCUGGGCGUGCGUCGGCGGCAGGUUCUUCACCUCGGCGGAAGCUUUCACCGGCGAUUGAGGGCGUCAAGUCCCCGGAGCGCGUGCUACGCACUGAAAAAGCCAAGACACUUUUGCAGGAGACUCCAACAAAUGUCUCUAGGUCUACUGCCACCAGCGGUGGAGGCCCGAGUUCCCCAUCCACCUUUGGCCUCCGCGGGGUCACGCCGCAGCGGUCGGAUGGAAGCAAAGCGAUGUUUGGUUUCCGCCGAACUACCGCGGAUAUACCCCUUGCAAGCGAAAAAGAUGCGUCUGUGAGUAUAGGUGGGAGCGUAGCUGGCUCUCUACAAAGCAGAAAUAUCAUCCGUCGGACGACACCUGAGAGGAAUGUGGAAGAAACAGGAAGGGGGACGGUUCCCACGGCUGACAAGAGGGCGCCCUCUCUGGCCGGUACCAGAGACCGCACUUUGGGUAAAAGCGCGCGGCCGAGGGAAGGUGGAGAUGUCUCGAAAGUCAGUGACGCCAUCUCGUUUGUCUGUGCACCCAGCAAGGGCGUGCCACAUACGAGGAUGUCCCAGCAGGUGCAGCCGUCUCGCACUUCAGUGCGUCACAGCUACGGCCCUAGCGGUGGCGCACUGCGCUCCGGCCGUGCGGCAAAGGAUGCAGGGGGUAACAGCACGGCUUCAAAGGAGCAGCAGAAAUAUCGGGUGCCAGCAGCUGUUGAGCAAAACGCGGCGCGCCGUCCAGAACACAAUCAUAUCACAGGACAAAUGCAUAUCGCGAAGGGUUUGACUCCGGCAGCAGCCUCCGAAGAACCGAAAGAACAGAGUAGAAGUUGGUCUGCCAGCGUUGGCCUCUCAGAGGAGGUGAUAGCCGCCAAGGCGGUGGGUAGCAAGGACGCGGUACCGGAGGCAAAAGCUCGUUCUGGCGCUGGGAAGUACCAAGUGAGACGGGCAGGACUGCCAGAAACUACGCGUCCUGCCACCCCCGUUUCGAAGGUGAAACCUCUACAACACGCAAUGAAGACUGAAGCCGCAGCUUCUUCAGACGCAGCAGCGAAAGGAAAGGCACUACGUGCGGCAACUGGGUUAUCGGCAUGCGAAGCGCCGCCUCCGACAACAACCGCACGUGGCGGCUCUGUUGGCCGGGACCGGCCGCUGACAGCGGUGAGUGCAGUAGAGGAUCGCUCCGCGUCGAAUGCUAGAGAAUCCGAGGCGAGGCUUCACAGGACAAGGAGACAUGUGGACCAGAGGAAUGCAGCUGCGGUGUUCAGUUCGGAGGGAAAGGCAGCCGCCAGUUCUCGUGAGAGUCACCAGCAAAAUAUGACGCAGAAGCUGCCACCACUGACCUCGUGCCACGGUGAAGCCCGCCGAUCUGCAGGGUUUUCUUCAAAAGAUGCGCAGGUGCCUGUCGAUAAGGCGCGCUGCGCAGGAUCAUCGCAAGAACUGCAAACUGUACCCGGUGGGGCUUUCGCCAAACGGCUACGUGGCACGAGGCUCACAGAGAUUCCGGUGGCUUCCCGCAGCGAGGAGGCGCCAGGGGGUGCAGCCAACUUCGAGGCGAAAUUAAAGGCACCCGAUAUUAAGGCUGGUCACUCCAGCAUUCCACAUCCCAAUCCGGACGAUGCCCACGGUUCAAUGGGGUCUGAGCCAUCGAGGGCGCAGCGGGCGUUUUUCGGUGCAGCGGCGCACGCUCGGAGGUUCCAGUCCCGGAACCGUUUUCAUAAGGAAUCUGGCGCGUCUGAACAGUUGCAGAACGGAGGGGGCAGAGCGGAAAUCGCUACAAAGGUCGUCUCCUCCUUGGAGGUAGAUAUAUUAUCAGCGGGCGCGCGGCCCUUGCUCGAAACCAGGGAUCGCCAACCGGGUCUUAUGUUUGCAGUCGUGGUGGCGUGCAGAGCGAGUCCGUACUUGGGUACGAGCGGCGGCAUGCACACGGGAAAUGAGGAAGUUGGGUCUUUGCGAUGGUAG